Phytophthora infestans T30-4 is the source of this 1917-nucleotide messenger RNA. RefSeq lists its product as uncharacterized. NCBI's taxonomy places the organism in Eukaryota, Oomycota, Peronosporomycetes, Peronosporales, Peronosporaceae. The record is from RefSeq and is a predicted model, not a curated record. Gene Ontology annotation, molecular function: protein binding. The transcript is spliced from 6 exons. The coding region runs from base 1 to 1917 and encodes 638 amino acids.
AUGUCCAGUCCUCUGAGUGCAAGUGUGUACAGCUCGUCAAAGAAACGGAUUCUACAGGGCAGUCCAAAUGUUACCAUGUUACAACGCACCCGACUCACUCCUUUACCUGAUCCUCUUCUCCAGGAAAAGUUGUGUAAGGAUGCGCAUGCCAUUUCAGUCCUAAAGCAGCGACUUCUGGUACUGGAACGCGAAGUCUCAGCUGGAACAAAGUAUCGUCACUUGGCCGAGAAGCAGACUGCGCAGCUCAGUCGGGAGAAUCGACGGCUUCAAGUGGACACCACACAGCAGCAACUUCGCAUCGAUGAGCUGGACAAGACUGUGCUCCGACAACAUCACGAAUACGACAAACUCGCAGCACGCUACGCUGCUGUGUACGCGAAUCUCCAGAAGCUCCUGGACCAGCAAAACCCUCUGGAGAACUCCUCAGCCCAGCAGAGCGCUCUCCAGGCGUUAGCACGGGAGAACCAAGACUUCCUUCGUAAGCUUCGGGUGUUAGAGGCUCGCCACGCCGAAGAUAAGACCCUCACGUCUACCCAAGACAAGAAGAUUAAGCGUCUGAAAGCCGAGAUGGAAGCUCUGCAGCAUAUGAGCGAGGCCAAAAGUCGAGAAGAUGAUUUUGACGAAGCGGCUAGCGACAUCGAUCAAGUCUCCCGCUUCACCAGGCAAAAGAAACGCCCCGAGGGCGACAACAAUCACAAAGGUCGACCCGCUAGCGCGUCAUCACCAGCAUCCGUCGCAUCGUCCACUCCGAGAAGAGCAGGAUCCUCGACAAGGGUGCAGGUUGUCCAGACAUCAGCUCUCGGAGCAGCCAGUCAUCUCGUCACAGCCGAAGCCUACCAGUACAUCGACCCCAACAUCUUGAAGGUGCUGGAGAAAGUGGACUCGCAGUUCAGCAUCACCAACGCCAUCAACUUGUCUGUCGUGCUCAAAAAGUGGCUCAAUAGCUGCAUCCACGUCGUCUGCUCCACUCACCUCCCCACCGUCUUGCAGACGUUACUUAAGCGAGUGUGCGAAUUGUUACACUGCGAACACGCCGCUCUCUUCACAGUCGACCACGCGACUCGAAAGCUGGUCGCCGUAUGCUCUGAACGCGGCAUCGAGCGUUGGGAGCUGCCGCUGGACAAAGGAAUCGCGGGGUAUGCGGCACGACACAACACGCUCUGCAACGUGCACUGCGCCAACGACGAUCCGCGGUUCUACAGCUCGACAGACUCCGUCACAGGCUCAACGUCGCGGGAAGUCUUGGCGCUUCCCAUUGUGCACGAGCUCCAACUUUAUCUCGCCUCGCACGCGGUGCACAGUGGCGACAGCAACCGUCUCGGCGUCUUCGCUGUGCUUCGAGCUUGGAACACAAACCACCAGAAGCCUUUCUCGCCCAACGACCAGAUUCUCGGCAGUCUGCUGGCCAUCCAAGCGGGGAUCCUGCUGCGUCAGGCGGCCGUGACGAAAACGCUGCAGAAAAUCAACCACAAAACGCACGAGAUCCUGCAGCUGCCGAGCGAUAUCCUGGUAGCGGUGGCGCAGCAGCAGUUGGGAGACUGUCUGCGCAUCAAGCAGGUCCGUCUCUUCGUGCUGGACGCUGCUGCGCUCAAGUUGUGGCACGUGGGCCAACGAGAAGCUGACGACGGCAACGAUCCUGCUCUCGUUCGCCGCUACGUGACCGCCCAAGCUUCGCUCUGUUCUCUCCUGCUACGCACCGACGCAGCAGCCAUCGUCGUCUCCGAGCCCUCAGCCGAGGCGGCAUUUAACGAGACUGUGGACAUCCCUGGCGGCGCUCGUGGGUUGUACCUCGUUCCGAUUCUCUCGCCGUGGGGACACACAGCGCAGCCGCUGGGGAUGCUGCAAGUCUCUCGAGUGGCCAAAGCUCGACUCUCGGCUUCUCCUUUCACUCUCACAGUCAGACCGAAGACCGACUGA